Messenger RNA from Heterobilharzia americana, 638 nucleotides. NCBI's taxonomy places the organism in Eukaryota, Metazoa, Platyhelminthes, Trematoda, Strigeidida, Schistosomatidae. The record is from the annotation of a GenBank genome assembly.
CUCAUUUUGGGCGAGAAAUAUAAAAACUGAGAUAGACAAAUAUCACUACAUUUCGAAGCUUUGAUUACAGUGAAGUCUUAUUAACUGGAUAGUUGUAUAUUGAGGAGUAGUAUUCUCACAUACUGUGACGGCUCAGAAUGGAUGAUGACCAGACAAAUGACUCAGAUGGAACGGAUAAACUCCAGAAAUUCGGUCUACAAGCAUAUAUGGCAGCGAUUUACGGAAGUCAUGAAAAAUUGAACAAACUAUUGGAAGAGACAAAUGUUACACAAUAUACAGACGACUUAACUGGAAUGAUGCCGAUUCAUGCAGCUGCAGCUUGGGGGAAUCCAAAAUGUAUUGAAGUUCUUGUUCAACAUGGUUGUGAUGUGAAUCAGUUUGACUCAAUGAACUGCCUACCCAUUCAUCAUGCAGCCAGAAAUGGGCAUACUGCUACUGUGGAAUGGCUUAUGAAGAAUGGAGCGAAUCUUUUGCAAUACAAUUUAUUCGGCCAAAAACCGGCAGAUUUAGCUAUGGCCAACCAUUUCCCUGAGCUUGCAGAUAUAAUUGGUCGACAAACUAAAAAGCAAGUGAAAGCUUUGGAAUCUAAAACUUUACGUGCAUCGAAUUCUAUAGAAUCAAGGCCAGAUAAUGCAUAA